AACUAGACAGAGAGAAAUAGAAAUAGAGAGAGAGAGACAUGAAGAGCACUCUCAAUAGAGAAGAGAAGGAAGCAUGAAGCUAGCUCUGCAGCUUCAAGGUCUCAUUAAUGGAGGUCUCUAACUCUUGUUCUUCAUUUUCUUCAUCCUCUGUCGACAGUACUAAACCUUCUCCUUCUGAAUCUUCUGUUAAUCUCUCCCUUAGUCUCACAUUUCCUUCUACUUCUCCACAAAGAGAAGCAAGACAAGAUUGGCCACCGAUAAAGUCUAGAUUAAGAGAUACACUAAAGGGUCGUCGUCUUCUUCGUCGUGGUGAUGACACUUCUCUCUUUGUUAAGGUUUAUAUGGAAGGUGUUCCCAUUGGAAGAAAACUCGACCUUUGCGUAUUCUCAGGCUACGAGAGUCUAUUAGAAAAUCUCUCUCACAUGUUCGAUACUUCAAUCAUCUGCGGUAAUCGAGAUCGAAAACAUCAUGUUUUGACAUAUGAAGACAAGGAUGGAGAUUGGAUGAUGGUCGGAGAUAUUCCAUGGGAUAUGUUUCUUGAAACCGUGAGAAGACUAAAGAUCACGAGACCGGAGAGGUAUUAAAACUUGGAUCGGUCAAGGCUGUGAUUGCGCAGUUACGAGACGUGUAAGAUUUAGGCAUUGAUGAAGAGACUUGAGGCGGGACGGAGCUAUUGCUGCAUAUUGCAACAAAGGCCUUGAAGAAGUUGGAGAAUUGAUUGAUGCAUAUAUUUAUUUAUAUGACACCUUUGAGUGUGUUUUUUCUUAUAAAUAAAUCACAAUAUCCAAGACUUCUCUUUUUUGUUCUGAAUAAUAAUAAUGCAAAGAUUUUUUAUAUGUUUGUAAUCGUGUGUUUCUUCGAAUGUGUUACAUGACUAGGAAAAAAGUACACG
This is a messenger RNA of Arabidopsis thaliana (thale cress), 892 nucleotides long. It is a transcript of the gene IAA31, whose product is annotated as indole-3-acetic acid inducible 31. The transcript has 4 exons. Gene Ontology annotation, biological process: regulation of DNA-templated transcription; gravitropism; root development. The coding region runs from base 108 to 584 and encodes 158 amino acids. NCBI's taxonomy places the organism in Eukaryota, Viridiplantae, Streptophyta, Magnoliopsida, Brassicales, Brassicaceae. The record is from RefSeq and is marked reviewed. Gene Ontology annotation, cellular component: nucleus.